AUGGCGGCGUCCUCAUCUGCAGGACGCGCUUUGACUCUUUGCAAACAGUUUCAGAAUUUCUUCAGGAUAUCUUCAGGGUUAACAACAGAGUACUGUGCUGUGAAUCUGACAAAACAUCAGCAUAAUGUUUUCAGGGAAAAGUCUUCACAAGUCACUCCGUCUCGGAUCGCUCCUUUAAACUUUGUGGGUCAGUACCGGUCUGUGCAUACAACCAUCAGCAGGAGAGGACUGGAUGAGUUCUUUGACUCGCCUGAGAACUGGGGAGAGACUUCUGUGAAGUCAGGUGCACCAUGGACUGCCAGACAGCUGAGAACAAAGAGCAACGAGGACUUGCACAAACUGUGGUAUGUGCUGUUGAAGGAGAAGAACAUGCUGAUCACGCUGGAGCAGGAGGCCAAAAGGCAAAGGGUUCCGAUGCCUAGUCCUGAAAGGGUUAAGAAGGUUGGGUUCCUGCUCGCUUACUGGAGAUGUGAUGCAAGCGUGGUGCAGUUUGUGAUAAUUGAGCGGUCGAUGACCAGACUGGAGACGGUGGUGGAAGAGAGAGAGACGGCUCUGCGUCUGCUGCAGACGGGGCAGGAGAAAGGCCGGCCGGGAGCGUGGAGGAGGAACGUAUUCGGAUACGUCUACUGGUAUCGAUUCAAAGAGUAUGCCAUCCCCUGGUACAUGAAUAAAAGAUACAAGCGCAAGAAGUUCUACACGCCCUUAUUUGUCCAACCACACAUGAGGUUACGUGUGGAGAAGUACCUUCGGGAACGGGCCAGGAAAACAAACUUAAAGAAGCGAAGUGUGAUCAAACUGAAGGAGAAGUUCCCUCAGAUGAAAGUUCCCACCCAAUGA
Molecule: messenger RNA, 837 nt
Organism: Menidia menidia (Atlantic silverside)
Lineage: Eukaryota; Metazoa; Chordata; Actinopteri; Atheriniformes; Atherinopsidae
Source: the annotation of a GenBank genome assembly